UCCUCUAGCAACAUGGCUGACAGCAAGGCCAAGUCUGCCAAGGCCGCCAACAAGACACCCCCCAAGUCCCCGGGGGACCCUGCAAAGGACCGGGCAGCCAAGAGGCUGUCGCUGGAGACAGAAGGGGCCGCUGAGGGGGCGGCUGCCGCGGCCCCGGAGCUCAGCGCCCUGGAGGAGGCCUUCCGGCGGUUCGCGGUGCACGGAGACACCAGGGCCACUGGGAAGGAGAUGCACGGCAAGAACUGGUCGAAGCUGUGUAAGGAUUGCCAGGUCAUCGAUGGGAAGAACGUGACCGUCACAGACGUGGACAUCGUCUUCAGCAAAAUCAAAGGGAAGUCCUGCCGGACCAUCACAUUCGAGCAGUUCAAGGAGGCACUUGAAGAACUCUCCAAGAAGAGAUUCAGAGACAAGAGCAGCGAGGAGGCUGUCCGCGAGGUGCACAGGCUCAUCGAGGGCAAGGCCCCCAUCAUCUCGGGGGUUACGAAAGCCAUCUCGUCGCCCACCGUAUCUCGGCUCACGGACACGACCAAGUUCACGGGUUCCCACAAGGAACGCUUCGACCCAUCAGGCCGGGGCAAGGGGAAGGCAGGCCGUGUGGACCUGGUGGACGAGUCGGGCUACGUGCCAGGCUACAAACACGCAGGCACCUACGACCAGAAGGUGCAGGGGGGCAAGUAGCCAGCCCUGCCAAGGCCUGUCCACCUCACACUUCAUUACAUUCCUGUGCUCCCCGGUCAGAACUCAAGACUCUGGGGCCCAGGUGGCUGUGGGGGUGACACCCAGGCCUCCUCCUGCCCCGGGGCCAGCACGCUUCUCUCUGACCCCCAGGUGGGGCCCCUGAACUCACUGACCUUUUGUAACACACCUGCCUCGUCCAGUGCUGGCCGUCAACAAAUGGCCUUUUCCAAAGUGUCUCCCAGGACCAGACCACACUAGCCACCUGGCUUACAGGCCGAAGGGCCAUUGUACAGGAGCCGGUGGGCCACGGGGGCGAGUGGGACAGACCCCGUCAGAGGUGGUGCCGACCUCCUGACCUACAGACCCCUCCCAGGAGCCUCGAGGGCAACGAGCGCUAACUCACUAACAGCAGCACCACAAAAACGAAGUGAGCCCCGAACAGGACACCGUGCAGGUGUGGGGAGGCGGGACACGUGCGCACACGCACACACGCUUGCAAAUGCUCAUGCACAUGCUUGCACACACAUGCUCACACACACGCACACACGUACACACGUUGCGGAACCAGAGGCUGGCGAGCAAGGGAGGAAGGUGAGCCAGUGAAAGGCUCCUCCGUGGACCAAAGGAACAUGGUUUGAAGUGCGAAGCCCAAGAGUGUCAAAAUGGAAACAGGACAAUUCAUUUCACUGUGCUUUCCUAAGAAGAAAUAAGAAACGUGCUUAUUCUUAGAAUGGGUCAGGCAAGAUUGAGAAUACCCUGUUUCUGCCCCUUUCUCUCCUGCCGUCCGUGUCUCCGGGUCAGGACACCCUGCUGGCUGAGGCUUCCCAUGCAGGUGCUUUGCUGGCAGGACCGGGCGUCUUCUCCCCGGGGGCUUUGCCCCGCACUUGGGGCCUCAGGGCUGUGGGUCCACGUGGCUGCUCCCUCUUCGCUAGCACACGGCACAAACCUUGGUGGUUCAGUCUCCACAGUGAGUUCUCCCCAACCUCUGCCAAUCCCUGCGAGUGCAGAAAACCACACAACAGCCAGGCCAGUGGAGGGCCGUGAGGCCCGUAGCAUUUGCCGGCAUUUGGUUUCUCCGUGAGGCUGGACGGGGCAGAGGCCCGGGGCUCCUGUCACGGGGGCCCCAUGGGGACAUGUCCCUUUGCAUAAGUGCAGCCAAGCCUGGCGAGUGACUGGUGGGGCUAUGCGGUCCUGGCACUGGUCCUGGGAAAAGCCCGCGGCAGCCUCAGGAAGAUGCCUCCUGGAGCCCGUCCACCCGGCCGCCAUCGUGUGUCCAGCACAGCUGGCUGAAAUAAAGACGAGCACUGUGCCAGCACAGACACCUGCCUUCCUGAACCCAAAGGGCACGAUGGUCAUCGCUGGAGCUGGGGAUGCCCCCCCCCAUGCAGAGGAAUUUGGGACCCGCGCUCCCAUCCAGCACGGCCCCUGUGAAGGGACAGUGUCUCCACCAGGCUCCUCACUCACGGGCUUCCCCUCACAACCCACCCGCGGCUGGCGGUGGCCUCGCCAGCAGCUUGCUCCCGAGGAUCUGGGACUUGCAGGUGCGUUCAAGUGGGGUAAAUGAUGGACUGCAGGCUUUGAGUCACUUGUAGGACACAGUCUCACCGCUGUCCCCACUUUCUACCUUGGGGAUCCUGAGCUGCCUGGCCGGGCCUUCACCCCAGGUGGCGAAGGCAGGAAAACAGAGGACUGAGUGCUGGGGGAGGGAGAAGCAGGCAGGACACGGACCCCCGCCCUCCCCCAGGCUGGACCCUUGUGACGACCCAGAGGCAAGAGGAGAGCGUGGGAAAUGCGUCUGAAGGCGACUCUGAACACAACGCGUGUUUCUCGACAACAAGCAGAUCACAAACCAGAAAACUCUGUGUCCAAAGCCAAAGAGUUUUCCCUUAGUGGUCACGGAACAGGCCUCCCCGCCGGACCCCAUGAGGCACCGUGCUGGGGAGCACCAACCACCAGAGGCGCGGGGCUACUCCUCCUGCCCAUUAACAGCUGGGUCCCCACUGUCAUGGCUGAUGACGAAGUAUGGAUGCUGGAAUCCAGCAGGACCUCGGCCCCCACAGUACGCAGGCCUGGCGGUGAGCAAAGGGAUGGGGGUCCCCAUGCCACUGCCUGUAGAUGGAAUGGAUGUCCCCCUGGCCCUUCUCAGCCCCCCUCACCCCCAGGAGUCUGUCUCCUGUCCCAGAGCGGGGUCUCCAGGCACAACACCCUGGGAGACUGGGGUCUAAACACGGGAAACCACACAGCUGCCCCCACCCUGGGACCCUGCCACAGCACCCUCCCCAUAGCGGGAGCCCCCGUUUUACACAAGAAACCAGCACCAUGGCCUACGGAGCCCAGCGUCUCGACAGGAAACCAACGGCUCACUUCUGACGAACGUUCCCGAAUGCGUUCCUGACUCUUCUAACUGCACCUUCCCUUUGGGCUUGAAUGAGAACCAAGCGCACAGAGCUGGCCCCCCUUGGUGGCCACCCCAUCCCACAGCACAGAGGUCUGGUUGGCCACACAGGCGCUGUGGUCUCCACCCCUCCCCCUGCCCGUCCUGACCCCGAGGCCUCCUCAGACGGCAUCCGCCCCGUCAGAGCCUCCCCUCUAUCAGGAAGGAGGGAGAGGUAGCAAAGUCACGAGGCUUCAGUGGUCGCCAUUCUGCCGGCUUGAAAUCAUCUGCUCAGUCCGUCCCUGCACCGGGGUGUAGCCCUUGCACACAGAACACGUGCUUGGGCUGCACUCCGCACACACGCGUAGACGCGCACACAUGCAUGCUCCUCCGCCAGGGUCUGAGUAGUGAGAACACACAGGCAGGGUGUGUGUCGUUGCCGCAUGUUUUUAUGCUUCUACUAACCACGGUUCACUAGAAACCCAAUGUCUAUCUGUGAAUAAACGAAACUGCACAGCAUGCAGGAGACAGGACACGUUCCGUCAGGGAGGGCAGGGCUGACAGCGUCUGAGCAUCAGGAGGCAACUGGAGGAGGGUGUUCAACGCUGAUCACAGCAGAAUACUUAUUUAUUUCUAUUUAACAGGAUAGGAUAGGCAACGAGGCAGUGGUCAGUAACACAGUUAGCUUUACCAAAAUGAAGUUCAAAUCACGUAAGUUUAGAAUGUUGUAGCAAAAGGUAUAUAUUUAUACUGGAGUAUUUUUACACCUCUAAUAUCCUCAGUUCUAAGUUUGAGGCAGAUGGAAAUCGUAUCAGGUGCAAGAAGCCGGGCGACAGGGACGCAGAGCCAGCUCGCUGACACCACGUCCCGUCUGCACUGCUCCGUCUCCGCGUCCCCAUGGUCGGAGCUCAGCACAGGCCACGGGCGUCCCUCUGACUGCGCGGUGGACAGGGGCUGUGGCAGUGGGCAGAGGCUCGUGCCCCCAGCCCAGGCGGCUUCUGUGAAUGGUUUUAUAGCCCCCAGCCACCCCGCUGUGCUCAGGCACCAACUGUGGCUGCUUCUGCACCCCAUCAAGUGGUGGGGAGGAAACCCAACAUUUUCACCAUCUGGCCCUUGAUGGGGAAGGCGUGUGCUGGCCCUGCCCUGCGGCCCAAGCCACACAGGACCCCCUGUUGUCACCUGUCCCGUGCAGGCCAGGUUGACAAUUCAGCUGUACUGUGAAGUUACCAAUAGGCUAGAAUGUCCUUAAAACACUGACCCUGAGUAGCUCCCCACCACUGAUUUACUACUGAACACUUGGUGGAACUGGGCGGUUCAGGGUGCGGCCCUUGUCCGGGCGUGUGGGAGUGCAUGGCCCCAGGUGGGGCUGGGCAGUGGUCACCCUGACCUUUGAGAUGCUUUCUCCCUUUAGACUCUUGAAAAACCAAACCAAGCCAAACAACAAAGGAAACCCGCACAACUUAAAAGAAACUUGAAAGGGAUCGUAUACUACUAGUUUGUACUAAGUUUUUUUCAGGAAAGGGAAAUAAAUUUAUAUAUAUAUGCAAUAUAUUUUUACACUGUUUUGUUACCAUUAGGGAGUUCUGAGUGUAUCACUUUAUCAGCGUAUUGGUAAAGUCGCGUCGGCGUCUUGGGUGUUCUGACUCAGAAAGGCACAUCUGCAGGCAUCUAAGAGCCGCACUCACCAGGAACGUCUAUGGGAUCGGGGUGGCCCUCCCCAGACCUGUCAGAGCUGCUGUCAAGGCCUGGCUUGCAAACCUUUAGUGAAACAGCUCAUGUCUGUCUGCAUAUCUCUCCUCCUAUGUUCGCUGUUAACAUUGUGUGUCAAAUUGGUAAAGUGAUAAAUAAAGGUGUUGAAAUGUG
Molecule: messenger RNA, 4915 nt
Organism: Leptonychotes weddellii (Weddell seal)
Lineage: Eukaryota; Metazoa; Chordata; Mammalia; Carnivora; Phocidae
Source: RefSeq, a predicted model, not a curated record